Penicillium longicatenatum is the source of this 2646-nucleotide messenger RNA. Its product is annotated as gamma-tubulin-complex subunit SPC97. The transcript is spliced from 4 exons. Gene Ontology annotation, molecular function: microtubule minus-end binding; gamma-tubulin binding. The coding region runs from base 1 to 2646 and encodes 881 amino acids. Gene Ontology annotation, cellular component: gamma-tubulin small complex; mitotic spindle pole body; centrosome. Lineage: Eukaryota; Fungi; Ascomycota; Eurotiomycetes; Eurotiales; Aspergillaceae. The record is from RefSeq and is a predicted model, not a curated record. Gene Ontology annotation, biological process: meiotic cell cycle; spindle assembly; microtubule nucleation.
AUGUCCGUCAAUGACCGCGCCAGCUACAUGAACGCUCCACGACCCCGCGUUGUCUCCAAUCGCGUCGAGGCUGGGCCUCGCGGCGCAUCGCCGCUCCCCGACCACAUGGAUGCUCUACGGUCCAGCACCGCCAGUCAAAAGCACAGAAUGUCCCGGGACCAGAGAAGCAUGUCGGAAAAACGUACGGAGCGCACUACCGUCACAACUAGAGAGAAAUCAGUGCGGAGGAAUCCCAUCAAGGAGUCGUCAAGCGCGGCCAAUCGCGGUGAUCGCGAUAAGUCCCGACCCAAAUACCCCAGCCAGCUUGAUGGCGCAGGUUCUGGAGGCCCUAUACGGGAGAAAGACGCGGUUGAAACACCAUGGGAUCCGCAAGCAUCAUUGAUUCCUCAUUCCACUGCCCCUCUCGCCUGUCGUGUCUCUGUUCCUCCAUCGGCUGCGACAAUUCCCCCGGCACUUUACCCUCAACCGUUCCGAGACCUUUCACCCGAUGCCCAAGAAACGGCCGUGCUGGAGGAUCUACUGUUUGUGUUCAUGGGCUUCGAAGGCCAAUACAUCCACUACCACAGCUCUUACGAUCCAUCCGCUGAAAAAGACCGGCUGACUGGUCCGGUCUUCCAACUGGCUCCGGGUCUAGAUCCUACCUUGCGUGAUCUGACACAGUCAAUGUUGAAGAUGGCCACCCAUUACAGCGCUAUGGAGGCCUUCGUGGAGCUGCUGAGUCGUGCCGAAUAUGGCGCGGUUAGCCAUGCGCUCUGCGCAUCGAUUCGCAAGAUUCUAAAGGACUAUUUGAUUCUCAUCGCCCAGCUGGAAGGCCAGCUGCUGAACAGUCCCACAUUCACGCUACACCAACUUCAUCUGCACACAAUUUCGACGAGCCAGUGCCUUGGACAAUUAUACUCUUUAGGGCAAGAACUCCUCCGUCGCAAUGGCCUUCUAGAAGAUCAAGAUAUGGACGAGUCAAUAGACGAUUUCGAUGACGUCGACAAUAUCCUGGAACAACUAAGAGAAGGCGGCGAUCUGGUACCUGGCGCGAUGGCAAGUAAGAAGAUUUGCAAGGGUGGAAAUGUCCUUCGGCUGCUCACAGAGCGCUUGAAUACUUUUGCAGGCGAUCCAACCACCAAGACUUUAGUCCAGGGACUGCUACGGGAUGCCAGUCGACCCUACAUGAACAUGUUGAAUGAAUGGCUACACCAUGGAGGAAUACGAGACCCUCACGGAGAAUUUUUGAUCAAAGAGCAGAAGUGGAUCAAACGGGAGAAGCUUGAAGAAGACUAUACAGACGAGUAUUGGGAGAAACGUUACACAAUUCGCAAUGAUGAGAUUCCACCGCAGCUUGAUAGUGUUCGAGACAAGGUACUUCUUGCAGGAAAGUAUCUCAACGUGGUACGAGAAUGUGGUGGUGUGGAUAUCAGCAAAGCCGUCAAGGAUGUGCCCAAGACACUUGAUGAUCCCCGAUUCUUGGAGAAUGUCAAUGGCGCUUACACCUACGCCAAUGCCUCUCUACUGAACCUCCUUCUCACCAAAAACUCCUUGACAACUCGUUUCCGCUCCCUCAAGCACUAUUUCUUCCUGGAUCGCUCUGAUUUCUUUUCUUACUUCCUCGAACUGAGCGCAUCCGAAUUACGCAAACCCGCUAGGUCUGUCAAUGAAGGAAAACUUCAGUCACUACUUGACCUUGUGCUCCGACAGCCGGGGAGUAUCGCUGCACAAGACCCAUUCAAGGAGGACGUUAAAGUACGAAUGAACAAGAUUGGGCUCACCAAAUGGUUGAUGCAAGUAGUUAGCGUCUCUGGGAUUGACCAAGAUCACCCAGAGGCCGCAAUUGAGAAACAACAGGCCUCUGCCGCUCAAGCUGCGGAUGAUGAGAAAGAUAUUGUGGGAUUUGAUGCGCUGGAGCUGGACUAUACAGUGCCAUUCCCCCUCUCUCUCGUCAUCAGUCGGAAGACUGUGUUGCGAUACCAACUUAUCUUCCGCCAUCUUCUGUCCCUGCGCCAUUUGGAAACACUGCUAGUCACCUCCUGGGCAGACCAGAACAAGUUGACGAGUUGGCGACACAAAUCAUCUGAUAGACGGCUGGAGAUGUGGAAGCGUCGUGCGUGGAACUUGCGGGCCAAGAUGCUCGUGUUUGUGCAGCAAUUACUGUAUUUUUGUACUGCUGAAGUGAUAGAACCCAACUGGGUAGGAUUGAUGGACCGAGUGAAUGGAGCUGAUGCCGAAGGUUCCGAAGUGACCGUGAACGGUACCAAACAGGUCAACCGGACGGUAGAUGAGCUGAUGCAGGACCACGUGGAUUUCUUAGACACCUGUUUGAAGGAGUGUAUGCUUACCCAGGCGAAGCUAUUGAAGAUUCAUUCUAAGUUGAUGACUUGUUGUACUAUGUUUGCAUCAUGGACCGCUGCGUCCCUCACGCGUGCCCUAGCUUCCGCUGACCCCGACUUGUCUGGAGAGACAGCCACAGGAGCUGAAGCCAGACCAUAUGAUCCCACUCGGAUUGGCAAGCUCGAGGACACACUUAAGCGAUAUGAAGAUCAUUUCAACCGCCACCUGCGGAUUCUGAUGGACAGUCUCAAUUACUUCGCCGCCACUGAGAGUGUUGUUCUCCUGAAGCUUGCACAUUCCCUUAGCUCCAUUAGCAAAGAGGAUUGA